Amborella trichopoda is the source of this 2302-nucleotide messenger RNA. It is a transcript of the gene DGK3, whose product is annotated as diacylglycerol kinase 3. Gene Ontology annotation, cellular component: membrane. The record is from RefSeq and is a predicted model, not a curated record. Gene Ontology annotation, molecular function: ATP-dependent diacylglycerol kinase activity. Gene Ontology annotation, biological process: phospholipase C-activating G protein-coupled receptor signaling pathway. Lineage: Eukaryota; Viridiplantae; Streptophyta; Magnoliopsida; Amborellales; Amborellaceae.
UCACAUCGUCAUCAUUACCGAUAGGACUUUUCCAUAAACAGGGGGCGCCAUUAAAGAUCUCCCUCAUUAUCUCUCUCUAGAUUCUCUCUCCAGCUCUCUCUCAUAAGUCAUAACUAUAGACUUUUCCGGACGCCAUUAAAGAUCUCUCUCAUUCUCUUUCUAAAAUCUCACUCAAAAAGUGGCUAUUAAGCCGUAAAAUCGCCGCUACCCGUCUCUCUCACUGUAAAAAAUCGCGGAAUGGUCUGAAAAGCUCGCCACUUCUCUGAAAAAUUCUCUUAUAAAAGGUGUGUUUGUUUUCCAAGACAGAACUCAUUGUCAGUCGGUCGGUCUCUCUUUCUCUCUAAAAUCUGCGACUAUGCCAUAAAAAAUCGGCACUCCAUCUUUCUCUCUAUAUUGAAAAUCGCCAAUCCACUGAAAAGAUCGCCAUUUCUCUGAAAUACUCGCCCUUCUCUCAUGAGAGGAGCGACUUCUCCAAGAUAAAGCUUCCUCUCACUCCGUUACCCUCUCCAAAUAGGUGAUGAUUUCCUAAAUAUCGCCUGUGUCCUCAAAAUCGCUGAAAUCGUCAGGAAAAAUCGCUCCUUUAAAACCUCGCGUUCUCUUAAAGGGCGGUUUUUCCAAGGAAGAUCUCGUCUCUGCUCGAGAAAUGGAGGAUUUCAGAGGCAGAGGCGAGGGUUUCGAGGCCGAUUCCCCUAACGCGGGCGGUACGACUCGCAUCGCGGCUCGUUCGUCUUUUGUCGACUCGUUUAAGGGGUGUGGUCUUUCUGGUUUAAGAAUCGAUAAGGAGGAUUUGAGGAAGAGGGUUCUUAUUCCCGAGUAUUUGAGAAAAGCCAUUGAUGAAGCAGUCAGGGUCAAGGAUAUUAGUGGAAUCGAGGAGAGGUUCAAAUGGGAUGGAGUUACAGUCGCUCCUGUUUCUCCAAUGGUGGUUUUUGUUAACUCUCGCAGUGGAGGAAGGCAUGGUCCUAUCUUAAAGGGCAGGCUUCAGGAAUUAAUGAGCGAGGAACAGGUCUUUGAUCUGGCAGUCGUGAAGCCUUUGGACUUUGUCAAAUAUGGGUUGCUUUGCUUGGAGAAAUUGGCCAGUCAUGGUGAUUUUUGCGCAGAGGAGACACGUGAGAGGCUGAGGGUCAUGGUUGCAGGGGGUGAUGGUACAGUGGGUUGGGUAUUGGGGAGUGUAGCAGAGCUUUAUUUAGAGAAUAGAAAGCCAAUUCCACCAGUUGGGAUUAUUCCUCUUGGUACUGGGAAUGAUCUGUCAAGAAGUUUUGGUUGGGGUGGAUCAUUUCCUUUUGCUUGGCGGUCAGCUGUCAAGAGAUCUUUGUACAAGGCUGCGACUGGUCCAAUUUGCCGGCUUGAUAGUUGGCAAGUCACCGUUUCAAUGCCACAUGGAGAAAAUGUUGAACUUCCACAUUCUUUGAAAUAUAGAGACGAGGGCACUUUCAAUCAGGAUGGGGAUGUUGAGGGGGAUUUGCCGGAAAAUUUUUCAUGCUUUGAAGGUGUAUUAUAUAAUUACUAUAGUAUAGGCAUGGAUGCCCAAGUUGCGUAUGGUUUUCACCAUUUGCGGAAUGAAAAGCCAUAUCUUGCACAAGGUCCAGUUGCAAACAAGUUGAUCUAUUCUGGAUAUAGCUGUAGCCAAGGUUGGUUUUGUACGCCUUGCUUGAGUGAUCCAGGUUUAAGGGGCCUCAAUAAUAUUGUGCGGCUCCACAUAAAGAAAGCCAGUUGUGCCGACUGGGAACAGAUCAGAGUUCCUUCAAGUGUAAGGGCAAUAAUUGCAUUAAAUCUCCAUAAUUAUGGAAGUGGAAGGAAUCCAUGGGGCCACCUUAAGCCUGAGUAUUUAGAGAAGAGAGGGUUCGUUGAGGCUCACUCUGAUGAUGGGCUGCUUGAAAUUUUCGGCUUGAAGCAAGGUUGGCAUGCUUCGUUUGUCAUGGUCGAACUCAUCUCUGCCAAACACCUGGCUCAGGCUUCGUCCAUCCGAAUAGAACUGAGAGGAGGCCAGUGGAAGCGGGCUUAUAUGCAGAUAGAUGGGGAGCCAUGGAAGCAGCCAAUAAACAACGAUUAUUCGACGUUUGUCGAAAUAAAGAAGACACCCUUUCCGUCGCUCAUGAUAAAUGGGGAGUGACUGCUGUAUUUGUACUGUGGAUUUGCCUGGUGUUUUGUGAUCCUUCCAGCUUCGCUCUUUCUUCUCAAUCGCUUGGAACAUUUGUAUAAAAAUCAGCUUUCAUUGAGGCCUUGUAAUUUAAUAUUAUUUUAGUAUCUUUUCUUGUCAAAUACAUUUGAUUAGCGUUUAUCAUUUUAGCAUCCUUUUUUGUCA